Sphaerodactylus townsendi is the source of this 1048-nucleotide messenger RNA. It is a transcript of the gene GSTP1, whose product is annotated as glutathione S-transferase pi 1. The transcript is spliced from 7 exons. Gene Ontology annotation, biological process: glutathione metabolic process. Lineage: Eukaryota; Metazoa; Chordata; Lepidosauria; Squamata; Sphaerodactylidae. Gene Ontology annotation, cellular component: cytosol. Bases 315 to 950 code for a protein of 211 amino acids. Gene Ontology annotation, molecular function: glutathione transferase activity. The record is from RefSeq and is a predicted model, not a curated record.
AUUUGAGCCGUGCAGGAACGACCGUACGACAUGAAGAAAGCUCAGUCAGCUUAGAUUCAAAGGCAGCGUUCCUUUUCUCAUUCCUUCACAGUCCCCAAGAUGACGCUCUAAUACUGUAACCAACAGAACCCUGGACCCGGAGCUGAACUUCGGUCAGCAAUAAUCCAGCUGGAAAAGCUUCUUUUCGUACUCCUGUGUCUUUAAGGAGGCGCUGAUCCAGCGUGAGUCAGCAUUUUCCCUGCAGAGAUUGCGCUGCCUUGUUUCGAGGAGAGGAGAAUCUCUUCGGGGUUUGUCUCGAGCGUCGAGCAUUCGGCAUGCCUGGCAAAUACACAAUCACCUACUUCCCUGUACGUGGACGCUGUGAGGCCACACGGAUUCUGCUGGCUGACCAGGGUCAGGAGUGGACAGAGGAUGUGGUGACUGGGGAAAUAUGGCAGAAAGGAGACCUCAAGAAAUCAUGUGUUUUUGGGCAGUUGCCUAGAUUUCAAGACGGAGACUUCAUUCUGUACCAGUCAAAUGCUAUUCUACGUCACUUGGCUCGGAACCAUGGACUCUAUGGUCAAGAUGCACGGGAAGCAACGCUGCUGGACAUGGUGAAUGAUGGCGUGGAGGACCUGCGUGUGAAAUAUGCUCGCCUCAUCUAUCAGAACUAUGAGGAUGGCAAAGCCCCUUAUGUUGAGGCCCUGCCAGGGGAGCUGCGUCCUUUUGAGAAUCUUCUGGCUCAGAAUAAUGGUGGAAAAGCCUUCAUUGUAGGCAAACAGAUCUCCUUUGCAGACUAUAAUUUGCUGGACAUACUUCAUGCGCACCUGGUCCUGGCACCUGACUGCCUGGCUUCUCUGCCCUUGCUGGCUGGCUAUGUGCAGCGGCUCAACGCCCGGCCCCUUCUCAAGGCUUUCCUGGAAUCUGAUGCCCACAAGAAGCGCCCAAUCAAUGGGAAUGGCAAGCAGUGAGAAGAAUCCCUUUGGCAGGGUGCAGCAAUUUCUCUUAUUUUUUAGAACACAGUAGUUUUGUAUCAUUCUGUGUUGAAUAUAGCUCAUUUGAAAAAAGA